GAAAGACAAAUGGCAAGAGUUAUGGGACACAGCACAGACAGGUAGACAGUUUUAUAAUAUUCAAAGAAGAGUGGGAAAGGGCAGAACCACAAGCAGAGGAAAACAAGAGGAAGAAGUGAUAUCAAGGUUGAGAUUUGGACACACAGGGCUAAAUAGCACACUAGCAAUAAUUAAGAAACAUGAAAAUGGGAAAUGUAAUUACUACAAUAAACCGGAAACAGUAGAACAUGUAAUUCUCUAGGUAUCAUUAUUAUAGACUCAGAUUAAUACAACAACUAGAAGGAAAUAAACUUAAACUGAAUGUUCAGGACAUCCUAAAAAAAGGGUCAGGAGAAAUUGAUUUUAAGUUUCUUUUUUCUUUUUUGAAGGAAACAGGAUUAGUAAACAGGAUAUAGGAAAAUAGAUUAAAACUCUACAAACUACUGGUUCCAUACUCCAGUCUAGAUGGUGGCGGUAAUGCACCAAAAAGCUAGUUGCCAUCCGCCAAAAAAAAAAAAAAAAAGAAGAAGAAGAAGAUUGCUACGCUGAACACUUGACGUCAAUUGAUGGCGCCUCUUCCUAAUACUGCUUUCUACAGGUCAACUAGCGUGGUUACAAGAGAAAUAGAAGUACUAAGCAAAGAAAUAAAUGGUUGCUGGUUUUAAUACAUAUUAUACUACAUAUAACCACAGUACUUAUUAAAAAAAAAAAAAAAAAAAAAAAAAAAAAAAACCGCAUUCUAAAGUGUCGGUCACAACGAGUUACUGUUCAAACCUCCGUUUUGAGAGCUAGCACACUAGCUAACCUCGUUUUGUGUGCUGUAUCACACUGGUUGAUCUUAAGUCUGUAACCCGGCUGUAACUGAGCUGAAUGAAGUGGUAACGGAUCUAAUAGCGGAAACGUGUCACUUAUCUCCUUCCUCGUCAGUUAGCUUAGCUCGGCUAGCCAUGGAGUGUCCUCAUCUAAGCUCUACUGUGUGUUUGGUGCUGGAUCCCACUCGCUUUCCACACGGUUCCCCCUCCUCAUGGUGCUGUAGCGUUUGCCGUUCAACCAAAAGUUCCUGGGUUUGCCUAACCUGCGUCAGUGUGCACUGUGGAAGGUAUGUCAAUGGCCAUGCGAAGAAACAUUUCGAAGAGGUACGCAGUCCAGCAAGUGGUCAGAAGAAAAAUGAGAAAAUUCAGUCACACUGUGUGUGCAUGGACUGCAGCAGCUAUAGCACAUUCUGUUACCAAUGUGAUGAAUUUGUGGUGAACGACACCAAACUGGGCCAGGUGCAGAGGGUGAGAGAGCAUCUUCAGAGUUUAGAAAACUCUAUGGCGAAUACUGACCGGCAGAGGAAAAGAAAGCUCUCGGGCAGUAACUCUCCGGACCACAAGAUGACAGAGGAUGGUGAGAGCUCUCUAGCUCGAAGUGCCACAGGCCUGCGCAACCUGGGCAACACAUGCUUUAUGAAUGCCAUCCUCCAGUCUCUCAGCAACAUUCCAGAGUUCAGUUGCUAUUUUAAAGACAUGCCAGCAGUGUCAUUGCGGAGUGGAAAAACGGCUGGAAGAAGAAUGUACCACACCCGAAGCCAGGGGGACAGCAGUGUGUCCCUGGUAGAGGAGCUCAGGAAAACCCUUUGUUCACUUUGGCAGGGAAGUCAGACUGCAUUUAGCCCAGAUGCUUUGUUCUAUGUCAUCUGGAAGAUAAUGCCAAGUUUCAGGGGCUACCAGCAGCAGGAUGCCCAUGAAUUUUUGCGGUACCUGCUGGACCACCUUCACAGAGAGCUACAGGGCAGUAAGAAUGGAGUGCCCAGUUCCACCCUUUCUCCAGAUAGUCCAAAGCUUAACUUGGAUGGCAAAUGUAGCAUUAAUGGACCUCCCACAAUGGUCACUUCUGUAUUUGGUGGUCUUCUGCAGAAUGAAGUCAAUUGCUUGAUAUGUGGAACAGAGUCGAAGAAGUUUGACCCAUUUCUAGACCUUUCAUUGGACAUUCCCAGCCAGUUCAGAGUAAAACGGACAAAGGACCAGGAGCCAGGGCCAACAUGCACUUUGAAAGACUGCCUUUCUAGUUUCACUGAUCUGGAGGAGCUUGAUGAAACAGAGCUCUACAUGUGUCAUAAGUGUAAAAAGAGGCAGAAAUCUACCAAGAAAUUCUGGAUUCAAAAUCUGCCUAAAGUCCUGUGUUUGCACCUGAAGCGGUUCCACUGGACAGCUUUUCUAAGAAAUAAAGUUGAUACCUAUGUGGAGUUCCCAUUACGAGGCCUUGACAUGAAGAGCUAUUUGCUGGAGUCUGAGAGCAGUUCGCCUAAGAGUUGCCUGUAUGAUCUUGCUGCUGUAGUGGUGCAUCAUGGAUCUGGGGUGGGAUCAGGGCAUUACACAUCAUACGGGCUUCACCAGGGCAGCUGGUAUCACUUCAACGACAGCACAGUAACCGUGGUCAAUAAGGAGGCGGUAGCCAAAGCAAAGGCCUACGUUCUCUUUUACACAGAGCGGACAGAUCAGGACAGCACAGAAUCUGAGACUAAGCCUAAGAUUUAAUCUGCCUUACUGCACCGUAAAGCCUUCAAAAUUGUAGUCCAGGUCCUUCUACUCACAUUUCCUCAACAAGAUCUGUCAUUUUAUGCAUAGCAGCAGCACCACCACAGAAGACCUCAGUACUGUAAAUACAUAGCUGCUGAGUUUGUUGUAAGAAAACAUUCCUAUUGUUAGCUAUUUCUGUGAAUUUCCCCACUGUGGGACUAAUAAAGGAUUAUCUUAUCUUA
Molecule: messenger RNA, 2722 nt
Organism: Trichomycterus rosablanca
Lineage: Eukaryota; Metazoa; Chordata; Actinopteri; Siluriformes; Trichomycteridae
Gene: usp3
Product: ubiquitin specific peptidase 3
Exons: 15
Coding region: 927-2498 (523 amino acids)
Biological process (GO): protein deubiquitination
Cellular component (GO): cytoplasm
Molecular function (GO): zinc ion binding; cysteine-type deubiquitinase activity
Source: RefSeq, a predicted model, not a curated record